AUGCUUAGGUCUUUUGUUGGGAAGAUAGAAAAGGGUGUUUCACACUUUGUACACAGAAGGCCUCCACUGAACUACUUGAGUGAAGCCACAACAAGUGUGGUGCCAGAUGAUGUUAGGGAAGGAUAUUUUGCUGUACUUGCAAUAAAGGGUGGAGAAUCCAAAAGGUUCGUUGUUGGAUUGCAUUACUUGAAUGAUCCUGCUUUCAUGGUACUGUUGGAUCAAGCUCAGGAAGAGUUUGGUUUCAGGCAAAAGGGAGCUCUUGCAAUCCCUUGUCAGCCUCAAGAAUUACAGAAGAUUCUAGAUGGCUGGAAAGCAUAG
Glycine soja is the source of this 318-nucleotide messenger RNA. Its product is annotated as auxin-induced protein X15-like. The record is from RefSeq and is a predicted model, not a curated record. Gene Ontology annotation, biological process: response to auxin. NCBI's taxonomy places the organism in Eukaryota, Viridiplantae, Streptophyta, Magnoliopsida, Fabales, Fabaceae. The transcript has a single exon. Bases 1 to 318 code for a protein of 105 amino acids.